Messenger RNA from Cydia fagiglandana, 1723 nucleotides. RefSeq lists its product as uncharacterized. The record is from RefSeq and is a predicted model, not a curated record. The transcript has 2 exons. Lineage: Eukaryota; Metazoa; Arthropoda; Insecta; Lepidoptera; Tortricidae. The coding region runs from base 175 to 795 and encodes 206 amino acids.
UUGUGAUUUUUAUAUUUUUCUUAUAAAAUUCACAAUUUCACUUCAACAAUUCUUCAUUUUUCUAUUAAUUCUCAGACUCCGGCACGGUUAGAAAGUUGGAAAAAGUCGUUAGGAAUUGCAUUAAAAGCAAAUGAUUAUAUUUGCCAUCUUCAUUUUAAAGAAGAAAAUAUAAAUAUGUACGAAAAGUUAACUAUUAAAGGAGAGCUCAAAUAUAUUCCUACACAAAGAAAAACGCUUAAGGAAGAAGCUGUGCCCACGAUUGAGCAUCAGUUUAUUCCCAUUCCCGAACAUGAACUCCAAGCCAAUACUAUUCACAUAGAGGAAUCUUUCGAACCAUACCCCAAUCAACCUAAGGACGAGCAGCAACAACAAAUCAAUGCCGAGCAACAGGAAUUAUCAGAAGAUCAAAAUGAUUCUAAUAAUUUAAUGGAUUAUGAAAUGAUACAACAGGACUUUGCGGAACCAUUGUUUAGUCAAUAUCAGGAUACUAAUGUAACAAUUAAUCCAAUAGAGAAUUUUAAAAGUAAGUUUCGGGCAUUUUCGUUGUUGCCGCCUUUUUGGCUACAUGCAGAAAAUCCUAAUGGGCUGGAAUUUAUGCGAAUGGAUCCAAAAACUCAGAAGAUUAAACAUCAUAUACGUUUAAACGAUGAUCUAACUGUCACUGUAAUUUUUCCCAAUAAUGAACAAUUGCCACUAAAGGAGAAAAUUAAUUCAUAUGACAACACCUACGAUUACUUAAAAUCGGUUGAAAGAUGGCUUUUGUGCGUUGGUACUCAGAUUGACGACAAUAAGUAAGUUUUGGUAGAUUGUUAACCAAGGGAUGAACGCAGUGAGAGUAUAGUCCGAGGCUAAAAUGAUGCCAUUCACCCGAGUUAAACACUCUACUUUUCAUUUCGAAUACGAGGAACCUAGCCCCAAAGCUUGUACUAUGGGUGUAGGCGAUAAUACAACAGUUUGCAGUCGUCUUAUGAAUAUAUAUACCAUAAUGUAACAGUUGUAUUUAAAAUAAAAGGAUAACUCGUAAGCCUAAUAACUUUGAUUUUAUUUAACAUUUUUGUCAUUAAAAAUAUUGUAUGUAACGGUACAUUAAAUAGGUCUUAAUUCUUGAACCUAUCCUAUUAAAACUCGACUUUUAUGUGUAUUUUAAGAACCCUUAUUAUGUAGGUACCUGUAGAUUAAAGCACUAUUUAUACAUAAACAAUGGUACAGGAGAAUAAUAAAAGAUAAAAACGAAUUUAUCUAAUAUAUAAUUACAUCAAUUUUCAGAUUUUGUAAAGGUGUGAUUAUUGGUGAUGAUACUUACGAAAGAAAUCAACAGUACCCAAGAUGUAAAUCUUGUCGAAUAUUACGAAAUCGUUUGCAGAACCGUAAUUCCACUUCAACUCUAUUACAAAAAAUGGCAGAAGCUAAACGGCGCGCUUCAAAUCUUGUACAUAAAUGCAAGCGUCUGAAGAGGACGGUAAGUCUUAUGCCGGCUACAUACGUAACGAUAAAUCGUUGCGAUAAAACUGUGCAGUCCGACUGUGCAGAUAAAUCGAACCGUGUGUAUGACAAAUCGUUACGAUAAUCGACAAUCGGACAAUCGGACUGCACAGUUUUAUCGCAACGAUUUAUCGUUACGUAUGUAGCCGGCAUUAAAGCCGUAACAGACUACCGCACCGCGCCACGACCUUGAUGGUGCGGUUAAAAUAUCUCUUUCACGCUCCAAAUUAUAGCUACAUCC